This is a messenger RNA of Physcomitrium patens, 1414 nucleotides long. Its product is annotated as peroxygenase. Gene Ontology annotation, molecular function: calcium ion binding; monooxygenase activity. NCBI's taxonomy places the organism in Eukaryota, Viridiplantae, Streptophyta, Bryopsida, Funariales, Funariaceae. The record is from RefSeq and is a predicted model, not a curated record.
AAAAACACAGAAUAGAGAAGGGUAGUGCAGUGGAGUGCAGUGGUGAGAAGAAUUUGGAAGGUGGGGGGGACAGGGAUAGCAGCGGUGGUGGCGUGAGGGCGUGGACGCCACACUGCGGCCACGCUGCCAAUCGCUUGGCACGUUGCUUGCUCGCCAAUUGUCCCCUUCGCAACCCCUCCUCUCUGCUCCGCCCUGCCCUGCCAUGACCCUCGUCCAUUCUUCCGCUACACUGCUGCGCCUCUCUCUCUUUCCGUCGGACUUGUGCUGGAGAUAAAAGCCCCGGGUUGCUGUAACUGUAUUUAAUGGUCCGAGUUUCUCCCUCCCCUGCCAAUCGCCGCACCAUCUUCGCACUGUUUUUACCCUUUCCUGUCCCUAGUCCUCUCUCUUGUCUAUCCCUCGCUCCCUCCGAUUUCGCGAUCCUUGCUCUCUGCCUCCGUUCCUCUUGUGCUAGCGCUGACAUGGCUGCGGCUGCGGCCGAGACCGCUGAGACCGCUGAGGGUAAUGAAGCUCUGCAGACGGUGGCCCCCAAGGCUCCCGUAACCUACGAACGCGUCGUCUCCACUCAGAACCUCCGUUUCCCCAAGCCUCAUGUGCCUCGGGCGUUGGAGGCCGUAGAUGAUGACCAUCCUCACGGUACUCCCGGCUACAAGAACAACGGGUAUUCUGUGCUACAGCAGCAUAUUGCCUUUUUUGAUCGUAACAAGGAUGGCAUUAUUUACCCGUGGGAGACUUUCGCAGGGUUUCGAGCGAUCGGAUUCAAUUUUCUUAUCAGUUUCCUGGGUAUGGUCAUCAUCAACGGUGUUUUUAGUUACGCUACCUUGGAGUCUUGGAUCCCGUCGCUCCUUUUCCCAAUCUACAUCAAAAAUAUUCACAAAGCCAAGCAUGGGAGUGACUCUGAAGUGUAUGACACAGAGGGCAGGUUCGUACCGGAGAAGUUUGAGGAACUGUUCAGUAAAUUUUCCAAGACUGACAGAUCUCGGCUACGUUAUGAUGAACUGUAUUCACUAACAAGCGCGAACAAGAAUGCGUAUGAUCCGUUUGGGUGGACGGCAGAGAAGCUGGAGUGGGGUAUCACAUACCUGCUUCUCAAAGACAAAGACGGGUUUGUCUCUAAGGAACAAAUUCGUGGAAUGUAUGAUGGAAGUAUUUUCGAAACCAUCGAAAGACAAAGGGAACUGAGUAAGAUGCAGAAGAAGAAAAUGUGAAUACGUGCUGGAAAGUUGGUAAACGUGUUUGACUUGGAUAUAAUUCCCUGCAAAGCCUUGAAGUAACAAGACACUGGCAAUAUUUUCCUAGAUACAUCCUGAUGUACAUUUACAAUUUCGUAUUAUGGCAGGUUCUACAGUUUUAUAUUGUAACUGUUGGCCCUUUUAUGGAUGAGUGCUUUUGUGGCAUGGCACUCUGUUGUAUCUCA